Messenger RNA from Nelumbo nucifera (sacred lotus), 477 nucleotides. The record is from RefSeq and is a predicted model, not a curated record. NCBI's taxonomy places the organism in Eukaryota, Viridiplantae, Streptophyta, Magnoliopsida, Proteales, Nelumbonaceae.
AUGUUCAGCACACCGGCCCCCGAACCGACUGAGCCCGCUAACGUGUCAGAAGCAUCAACCAACGCGGCACCAAUCCCAGUCAGAGCAGUACUGACGUGGGACGAGGAGCCAUGGAUCCUCCACGUAGAUGGCUCGUCCAACCAGCGAGGAAGCGGUGCUGGACUAAUACUAUACGGCCCGAGCGAGGUGAAGUUGGAGUAUGCUCUUUUGUUCGGAUUCGAGGCAUCGAACAACGAGGCAGAGUAUGAAGCACUAAUUACCGGGCUAAACUUAGCGAAGGAAAUGGGUACAAAACAUCUCAUCAUGUGCAGUGACUCACAACAGGUAGUUAACCAAGUCAAUGGUGACUACGAAACACGUGACUCGACUAUUGCGGCCUACUUAACCAAAGCCAGGGAGAUCCUACCAGGCUUCAACUCUUGUUUCAUCAGGCAAAUUCAGAGGUCUGAGAAUGCUGAGGUCGACGCCUUAUCAUGA